AUGGACCUUGUUGAAGGGGGUGCUAUAGGAGUACCAUUUUCUGCGCUUUAUGACGUCAUUAAGGAAGUGGUGGUCAAGACUAAGAUGUUUAAACCUCUCCUCGUGGAUCUUCGUUCGACGAUAGAAACUUUGAAACCACUGAUCGAGGAGAUGGAAAAGAGCAAUAAGGUGUUGGAUCAUCCAGAGAAUGAACUUAGAGGAUUUAAAGUACACAUGCAAAAGGGCGCACGGCUGAUUCACAAUUGCUCUGAGGUUAGGUGGUGGAAUAUUUGCAAAACUAUUAAAUACACUAACCAACUUCAUGGAUUAAAGAGCUCCCUUGGGAGUUUGUAUGAUAUACUGAAAGUGCAAGAAGCAAGGGAUGUGAAAAAUAUAGAGACAGUGAUACAUCGGAUUUUGGACAUUUUGGUACACAAUAAGAACCCGGUCCAUGGUUGGUGUGCAGUACCUGUAGGUGCAACAUUUACAGUUGGAAUGGAAAUGCCUUUGAGGGUAUUGAAGACCAAGCUUCUUAAAGAUGAGACGGUAACAAUGCUUGUGCUCACUGCUGCAGGAGGAUGUGGGAAAACCACUUUAGCAAUUGAGUUUUGUGAAGAUUCCGAAGUCAAAGACAAAUUUAAGGACAAUAUCUUCUUUGUCACCGUCUCAAAGAAGUCCGAUGAGCUUGUAGUACGAGAACUAUAUCUCAGCAAAGGUUCUGAAAUACCUACUUUGCCCAACGGACUUGAUGUGGGUAAGUGGCUAAAGAGUUUCCUGACGGCAGUAGGAGAGAAUCCUGUACUUUUUGUCCUGGAUGAUGUUUGGUCUGGAUCGGUAUCCCUUCUUCAGAAUUUUGUUGAUAUCAAAUUGCCAAAUUCCAAGAUUUUGGUGACAUCAAGAUUUAGAUUUCCAUUUGGUUAUCGACAUAGUCUAGAUGCGUUGAAGGUUGAAGAUGCAACAACUCUUUUCAAACAUGCAGCAUUCCUGGGAGAUAGGAGUGAUGACAUUCCUGAAGAUAUUGUGAGAGAGAUAGUAAAGCAUUACAAAAGUUCUCCACUUGCCAUUACAGUGGUUGGACGAUCUCUUUGUCAAAAAUCGGUAGAGUGUUGGCUGAGUACAGCAUCUUCACUAAAAGGUGCUUCUAUUCUUGAUUCUGAGACUUCUUUGCUACAUGGCCUUCAGAGUUGUUUAGAUGCCUUAAAUGAAGAAGGUGAUAGCUUGAGGGAAUGCUUCUUAGACCUCGGUUCAUUUCCUGAAGACCAAACAAUCCCUGCCGCUGCUCUCAUUGAUAUGUGGGCGGAGUUAUAUCAGCUAAAAGAUUUUGAGUCCAUUAACAAUCUCCACAAGCUCGUUGAUCGAAGUCUGGCUAAUCUUCGAAUUACAAGAAAGGAGAAGAUGCAGGCAGAUGGGUACUACACUGACCACUUUGUUACUCAGCAUGAUUUGCUUAGACAGUUGGCUAUCUACCAGCCAAAGCUAGACCCGGAUUAUAAAAGACGGAUCAUAGACAAAUGGGGAGACAAUCUACCCAAAUGCUACACAGAACAAAAACCCAUCAAGGCCCGCCUAUUAUCUAUCUCCUCUGAUGGAGUGUUCUCGACAGAUUUGCACAACAUUGAAUUGGCAGCGGUUGAAGUUCUAGUUUUGAAUUUUAACACACAGAACUAUGCUUUACCAGAAUUUGUGGUCAAGAUGGACGAACUGAAGGUUUUAAUAGUCACAAAUAAUGGUAUCAUACCUGCUGAAUUGUGUAACAUUCAACUGCUGGGUUCUUCAACAAAUCUGAAGAAAAUCAGAUUAGAGCGCAUUUCAAUUUCUUCCAUAACCAAGAAUCUAAUAGAGUUGAAGAGUGUGACGAAGAUAUCUCUAUUCAUGUGCAAGGUUGGUCAAGCUUUCAGCAAUUGUUCCCUUCAAAUCUCAGCUGCAUUGCCAUGUUUACAGGAAAUGAACAUUGACUACUGUAAUGAUUUGGUGGAGUUGCCUGCCGUGCUUUGUGCUCUGGUUAACCUAAAGAUGCUCAGUAUCACCAACUCGCAUAAGCUAUCUGCCUUGCCGGAAGAGAUUGGAAAUCUGGACAAUUUAGAAAUAUUGAGGCUAAGGUCUUGUACAGACUUGACAAUGUUGCCAAACUCAAGUACGAACCUAAAGAAGCUAAAGUUUCUUGACAUGGCUGAUUGCUUCAGCAUUCGGGAAUUGCCUGAAGACUUUGGUGGACUGAGCAGUUUAGAAAACAUCAACAUGAGAAUGUGUUCGAGAUUGAGAGAACUGCCUCCAUCAGUUAUGGAUCUUGAGAAGUUACAGAAAGUGGUAUGUGAUGCAGACACAAUCAAUCUAUGGGAACCCUUCUUACCCCAUCUCCCAAACCUCCGUAUGAAGCUGGUCGAUGAAAACGUCAACUUGGAUUGGCUACUUAAAUAA
Messenger RNA from Fragaria vesca subsp. vesca, 2397 nucleotides. Its product is annotated as probable disease resistance protein At5g66900-like. Lineage: Eukaryota; Viridiplantae; Streptophyta; Magnoliopsida; Rosales; Rosaceae. The record is from RefSeq and is a predicted model, not a curated record. The coding region runs from base 1 to 2397 and encodes 798 amino acids. Gene Ontology annotation, biological process: defense response to fungus. The transcript is spliced from 5 exons. Gene Ontology annotation, molecular function: ADP binding.